Molecule: messenger RNA, 742 nt
Organism: Cucurbita maxima (winter squash)
Lineage: Eukaryota; Viridiplantae; Streptophyta; Magnoliopsida; Cucurbitales; Cucurbitaceae
Exons: 1
Coding region: 65-706 (213 amino acids)
Source: RefSeq, a predicted model, not a curated record
AGUAUCCAACAAACAAAUAAGCUUAUCCACUCUGUUUCCCUCUGUUGCUCUGCUUCAUUACACCAUGGCUUGUUUACAUCUCCACAUCCUGUGUGCCCCAAACCCCCUUCUUCUUCUUCCUCAAUCUCAGCCCACUUUCACAAACCCAUUACAAAUUACACCCAAACGCCGCCUCUCACUCAAAUGCAGCUCAGAAUCCUCCGAAUCCGACCCCAAUUUCCCAUCCCCAGAUCCCGACUUCGGCGCCCUAAACCAACCAGAGAGCUUCCCAGUCGAGAAGCGGAGGAGAUCCGAAAUAGUCCGCCAAAGAAGACCCUCAAAGGAAAUCGUGAAGCCGGAGCCACCCAACUUCGAAAUUGGGUGGAAGAGGACCAAAGAGAUCAAUUUGGAGAAGCCGGUGGGGUGGAUGAUAAUGGACUUUCUGGAGAAGCUGGAAGAGCUAAUGGAGAGGGAGUUUGGGUCGACGGAGUUGCUUGCCAAAGUGGGAGAGAUUGUAGCGGAGAGGGCGAGAGAGGAGGCGGAGAUCUUGCUAGACGACGGCAAAGUGGAGGACAGAAUGGUUACAGAGCUGUUUAGGGUGUUGAAGUUGAUGGAGAUGGAUUUGGCUAUGGUCAAGGCGGCUGUCCAAGAUGAGACCUUGACUCAGCGCCUUGCUCAGGCCAAAGCAAGGUGCAGGCAAGCUAUACUUGUUGCUAAUUCUUUCUGAAUAAUACCGCUUCAUUCUUUGUGUGGCUUUAGUUUA